Molecule: messenger RNA, 10461 nt
Organism: Bemisia tabaci
Lineage: Eukaryota; Metazoa; Arthropoda; Insecta; Hemiptera; Aleyrodidae
Biological process (GO): regulation of transcription by RNA polymerase II; canonical Wnt signaling pathway
Cellular component (GO): beta-catenin-TCF complex; chromatin
Molecular function (GO): RNA polymerase II cis-regulatory region sequence-specific DNA binding; DNA-binding transcription factor activity, RNA polymerase II-specific
Source: RefSeq, a predicted model, not a curated record
CCAUGCCUUCACAAAUCGUGACUUAUCUAUCGUAAUGUGUUCGUACUCUCGACAGUUGCUGGUUUUUUUGUCUUAUUCCCUUUAGCGUGGGCGUAUCAGCGAUCGCUCGAUCUAUGCUCGGUUAAAUCAGACUUAUCGCCCGUCAGGAUUAAAUUUCGCUCGGAUUCGUUCUCAACGCGGUAUUUCUGAGUAAAGUUGCCCCGGCGUUUUCCCGAAUUUUGCGCAAUAGUAAGCUGAUCUUAAUCGGCUUGAAGUGAAAUCUGAUUUCCGAAUAUUCGAAUCGAGUGCCCCACCCGUCGCUCAACUCGGGUCGGAAUGGCGUCAAAGUCCGAAGUACAACGGAAGAAGCUGAAGAAGAGCAAACGGACUUUGGCUCUGAAGAAGCGAUGCAAGAAAAAGACGCCGAAAAGGCGGCCUACCAAAAGAAAAGAAGCUCAGAAAUCAGGAUUGGUGAGCGGGGGCAGUGAAGAUCUGGGGCGACUCCUGGAGCGGUGGCACGGCAAGUACCAGCAACAGCGGGAAGACAGGGGGCUGGGACGGCGCGACAUCCCCACGGCGGAGCUGGUGCGUCGCGCCGAGUUGCUGAGCAAGAAGUUCAAGCUGGAGUCGACGCGGGUGGACGAGGAGUGGAUCGGCAACUGGAGGACGAGGCUCGGCGUGAGAGAGGAACCCGAAGAGGCGAGGACCGCGGUGGAUGGAAACGAGGUCCUGUUGAGGCUCGUCAACGAGGACGGCUACAGCUACGACGAGAUUUACCACGGUUUUUGUGUGCAGUUCAAUUACCGGGACGUGCCGGACGCGUUGCUCCGGUCGGGGGAGUCGGUGUGGCUCCUGAUGGCGAGCAGCCUGACGGGGCAGCACCGGACGAGGAUCCUCACGAUCGGGAAGGAGUGGAAGCCGCGGUGUCUCCAGCACGUGAACAUGGUGAGCCAGCCGGGCGUCUACGCCGGCGGCGGCGUCGGCACGCUCACGCCGGACCUCUUGGGGUGGUGGCUCCAGAAGGAGUUCCUCCCGGCGGCCCUGUCCCUCCACCCCCGCGCCGCCCUCGUCCUCUGCACCGACGCCCCCGUUCCGACUCGCACCCCCGACGACAAACUGCGCCUCGUUGUACUCAGGCGCAGACCCUCGAACAAGUGCUUGGUCUCGGCCGAGCUCAAACUCCAUUACGCGAUGUUGAUGCUCAACGAAAUCUACUUGGAGCCCGACGGGUGGCUUCAAGAGCACCUCCGGCGAUUCUCCCUGAGGGACGCCAUCCCCCUCUUGCACCGCGCGUGGCUGACCAUCCGCACGGAGACGUUUCUGAGGAACUGGACAGACACCUCGCCGACGCUGCGCACGGCCGAAGAUCAGCGGUUGCUCGUCCAACUCCAGUGGUUCGCGCACAACCUGGGCAUGGAGGUGACGGACAAGGACGUCGCGCUCUGGGUGUCCUCGGACGCGGCGACCGAAGCGCCCUCUAUCAAGGAGGAACCGGAAGACACCGAAUCUCCUCUCCCCGUCCCCACGGCCGCCGAAGCCGUCGAAAACCUGAAGAAAGCUCUCGUCUGGAUGGAGUCGGAGCCGCUUGACCCAAGCUUCCUCUUGACCGCUCGCAAUUUAUUAACUCUUGCCAAACAGGCUAGCAAAAUGGGGCUGGGUGCCACGCAUCCGGGCACAGGGUUACCAUUUUUUUGUCCGAACGGGGAGCACCUUGGUCAACCACCCCCCGCGCACAUGGGGAUUCCCCCAUACCAGUUGGACCCCAAGGGUGAGUACUGGCGAGGAUCCGGCCUUUCGAGCAGCGAGUGGAAACGAUUCGGGGCCCUUGUGGCCGCUUCAGGUCUGACGAGGCCGGCUGUGUACCCAUUCACUACUGGCCAAUAUCCUUAUCCGGUGCUAAGUCCAGAAAUGUCCCAAGUGGCAGCAUCAUGGCACAGUCCCAGUAUGUAUCCGAUCUCAUCGGGGGCGCCGGGCUUUAGAAGUCCGUACCCCUCCUCACUUCCUAUUCCUAGUACAAGUUUACCAAGCGAAUUCUAUAGGUUCUCUCCAACAGGACUUAUUACUCCGCAUCCUGGAUUAAGCCCUCAUUCCCACUCUGCCAUCAUCACCCCUGGGCCUAAGCAAGAAUUACAUCACUCAGAUCAUAAUCAUAGGUCGUCAUCGUUAGACCAUCACAAAAACUCCUCAUCUGUGAACGAUGGCUCAAAAUCUCAGGAUUCUGGACACAAUAAUAGUAAUCAAGAUAAGAAAAAACCUCAUAUUAAAAAACCUUUAAAUGCAUUCAUGUUAUACAUGAAAGAAAUGCGUGCUAAGGUAGUAGCAGAAUGCACUUUGAAAGAAAGUGCAGCCAUCAAUCAAAUUUUAGGCCGACGGUGGCAUUCUCUAUCACGAGAAGAACAAGCAAAAUACUAUGAAAAAGCUCGACAAGAAAGACAACUACACAUGGAAUUGUAUCCUGGUUGGUCGGCCAGAGAUAACUACGGUUAUGGUGCAAAGAAGAAGAAACGGAAGAAAGAGCGAGUACCGAUCAUCGAUUCUGGAGGUAACAGUAUGAAAAAGUGCCGAGCGAGGUAUGGAUUAGAUCAACAAAGUCAGUGGUGUAAACCAUGCAGACGUAAAAAGAAAUGUAUAAGGUACAUGGGUUGUGGAGAAGAUGGGAACCAGUCAGAAGAUAAUUUGGGAAGUUGCGGAAGUGUAGGUGAAGCUCAAACGCCACCUGAAGAUGAUACCGAAUCGUUUCAUCACUCAGCUUCCAGUCCAGGAGGCCUGAGCGGCCUUUCAAGCCUCACCAGUCCAUCCAUGAUAUUACCAAGUCCAUCGGCAAGCAACACAAGUCCCUCAGUGAGCUUAGCAAGUCCUUACAUGAGUUUGCAAAGUCCAUUAACGCCUCACACUCUCGAUAUGAUGGAUUGCAAGCCCUCAGUGCCGUGUCUACCUCUCCUAUCGAAUCAUCACACAGGCAUUCAACCACCUAGGAAUCCAGUUGGAACGAAUCCUCACGAUAUCAAUAACCCAUUGAGUGUUAACCAGCUGACUGGCAAGUGUAUUAAACUCUCCUCAACGACUCUUAAAACCGAACCAUCAGAAGUAAAAAAACAGUGAAACUAAUUUGAUUAAAACAGAAUGAAUAAGUCAUGGAUUUAAAAUAUUGUCACGUCAUACCAGCUCAUUGAAUUAUCAGUAAAUGGUCAUCGUCUGAAUGUUCAAGGUACGCAUCUUAAGAAAGGUCCAUGCAGAAGGUUGGACUUCAGCCUAGCCAACAGUUCAUCAGAUAUCUCAUUUACGAUUUAACUCGCAUUUAAAUUUACCAUUUGAAAUUGGAAUCUUUAAGUCGGGCAUUAAUGCUAGUAACAGAUAUGUUGUGAAAAAUUCAAAUCAAUUUUACCUCUAGUGAGAGGAAAGAAAUUUUUUUUAAGUCUGUGAAGCUACCUUUUGCUUCAUUCUUCAUUUAAUUCAUUUGCUCCUAAAACUCAUAGGAUUGCAUUAACCACCAAUCUCUUGACUAUAGGUAACUUUUUAGAUUUUUUAGAAUAUUUUGUGAAAAGCUGAAGUUAAAAUGCAUCAUUAUCUUUCAAAACACUUGUUAAUCAAAUUGAUAGUCCAGACCUUCUGGAAACUUUCUUUUUUAAGUCGAUCCUUUCCGUGGGUCCAUGAAGACAAAGCCUUGCUCAGUUUUAAAGAUCUGACUCAUUCAUUCGGUUUUAAUCCUUAAGUUUGUUUGUUCACAUCAGUACCAGUUCGAGUAAUGUUGAACUUACAAUCAAAGACUGUGAUUAGCGAUUAUUUAAUUCAAUUAUUUUCCUUCUCCUGCCCUACCUUGUGCUAUGUUUAUUGUUAAUUUAUUUGUUACGUUAAUUUUCUUUCUCCCUUAUUUUAUGGUGGCAGGAGAAGCUAUGUUCUUGUGAUUUUGUUAUUAUUUUUAUAAAUAAUUUUAUUUAUUUUUUUUUUAAAUUUAUGAAUCUAUUUAUUUUCACUUUUUUUUAUUUUAUUUUUUUCUUUGUCUUCUCAGCCUCUGAAAUUUUCCAACUGUCUCUGAAAACAGUGAAUAAUUAUUCUAAUUUUUUUUCCAUUGAAUACUUAUUGGCUAAUGUAUUCAUUUAUUUAUCUGUUUAUUUUUUUCUCCUUUUUUUAUUACUUUUUUUUAAAUGAUACUUUGUGAGCAGUGUGCAAUCCGUUGUAAUUAAGGUAAUUGUAAAGCAUUCUAGUAAAUUGUUAGCCAUAUUUUUAAUUAAUUUAAAUUGAAUACUUUAUUUUAUUACACUCCUCUGUGCCACUUUUUGGUUGAAAAGUUUAUUUUCGUGCUUCUAAUUAAAAUAUCAAUCAAGGUCAUUUGUCCAUGGUAACUAUGUACUUACUGAUCUGUCAAAAUUCAAUCAAGAUUCUUUUAUAACUUCUCAGUGUCAUCUUGUCUUGUGAUAGAAUCAUCAUUUUGAAUCGUUGAUGAGGCAUUAAUUCUGGCCUAGAAAAAUCUUUCACUCUUGUGCUCGUGUCCUGAGUUGUAUCAUGAAUGACAGCGUAUAUCAAUUUGGACAAUGUGCGAUACUCUUGUAGAUUAAUUUAUUUUUUUAAUAGCCAGCAAUCCCACGUAGCACAGCACAGUUACCUCUUGCGUUCUUACGGUUUUAGAACUUACUUUUAACAAUUAAUAUCCUCCUAAUUCCUUUUUACCGGAUUGCGGCCGCUGUAUUGUCCAUCCCCUACUCACUGCUUUGUUAGGAUAUGUCAAACACAACUGUACAGUAAAUAAGUUUUGACUCUUUUUCUAAAUUCCAGCGUUAAGUAUGAGGAUAAAUUUUAAAAUAAUUAAUUUCUCAAAUGCUUCCCUUACACUGCAACUUCAAAUACCAUCAGAGCCUAAAGAAAAUUAAUUUUUUUUCCUAGCUAACUAGUAAGUUUAACGAUUAAAAUUGUUCAUGGUUUUUCUUUUUUUUUAUUCUGAAAAUCCUGUUACAUUCAUCUUUACGUAUCAUUUCAUUUCAUUUGCAUUACCUUUCCCGUACUUGCAGACAUGCUACAUUUUGGGGAGAUAAAGCUUUAAUAACUUGAAGGUUAAUACUGCCUUGCAUCUCAGCCCAGUAGAAGCUUGAUACAUCAAAUGUGGCUCAAAAUUGUGACAUUUUUCAUUAAUUUUUAUUAUUUUUCAAGAAUUCCCCAUGGAAUAUUCAGAAUUUUAUCAUACUUAUCGGAAUAUCUAUGUGUCAUCGUAAACUUUAUUUAAUUUGCCAGGAUAAUGAAGGAUAAUCGCAACCGGUGCUCUAUAGACUUUUACCUUCUUAGCUGUUCCUUUUUACCGCUAUAUUGCUCCAACGUAUCACAGCAUGGCAGUCCACAGAAUGAAAACUCUGUUCAAUUUUCCACGUAAAAAUUAUUAUAAUGGUAAUUGUAAUGGUGCAUUUACCCUUCUCUUUCUGUGGAUGCUAAAACAUUAUUGGGAAAUAAGCGUUAACUUGUGAGUGACCUGACGCCCUUGCGGUCUCAAAGUGCAUUUGAAUAAAAAUUCUGUGAAAUAUCUACCGAAAUUCAUGCAUAACCUUUCAUUUAGUGUUGAAUUCUUUCUCCAAUAUUUCGGAGAAAUUUUGCACCAUGAAUACCUAAUUUUCCACCAAACAUUAUACAUAUUCUAAUAGGCCUCUUCAAAUAAUGGCUUUUCCAUUUGGCAUUGAUUCCAGCCCUGCUCUUGAUUUUUAUUUUGUAACCCAGGCUCUUCAUUCUGUCAAUCACAUUUGGAGUUUGUUCAUCAAUUAAACUCGUAUAUCAGACGCAUGGUAACUUUCAGAAGCAUGAGGCGGAAUCUCUCAUUAGAAUAUUUUACUAUACUGCCUGUUGCGAACCAUGUAAGAACAUUCUUCAGCGUUUGUUUACAAUAUGGAUGUAUUUUUGCUAAAACGAACUUUUUGCGUAGGGUUUCCAAGCAACACAGUUCCUUUCAGUAUAAAUACGUCCGUGUUUCCAUCAGUCAGGUUCAAUCUGUUCAUUCAUAGAAAUGGAGUCAUUCAAGUCUUAGAGCAGAAAGAAAAUUUGACAAAUAUUCUGUCUGCCCAUUGAAAAGUGGUGUAAUCGAACUAUGUAGUAUUGUCAACAGUGCAUUUUUUGCUUUCGAGGCGCCCAUGCUUUUCGGAAGUUACUUCAACGUGGAUGAAUUGGGGACAGUGUGUGCAACUACUAUACAAAGUAUCUAUUUAAUUGAUUUGCAAUUUCUUACCCUCCUAAAUAUUUUUGUAGGGCUGGUUGAAAUCUAUUCCUCUGAUCUCAGAUUUCAAAUCCUUGUAAAUAAGUGAGUUAUUUCAGACUUUUUUAUACAGAUGUAUUCUGAGCAAGUGAACCAAAAGAUAAUCAAUUUAAAGCCUUAAAAUCAGCUUUAAUGUUAUAAAACCUAUCACAAUUGUGUGCGAUAUUGAUGUCUCUUUAUAUUUCCAUGAAACUGCACUUCUUUGUUCUGGCUAUGUUCAAAAAUCAAGCAGCAAGUGUUGUGAUUCUCGAAAGACUAAAUGUAAAAAUUAUCGCAUGCAAUUUUGCUCAGUGAAAUCUUCCCAAAAGUGCCAAAUGUGGUUUUUGAAAUUAUAAAGAAAAGUUAAUGAUCUGUUUUUUCUCACCCUAAGCUUAAAAAUCAAAACUUGCUCAUAAAGAAGAACAUUUUCCCAACAAGUUAUUUAUAAAAGGAUUUGAUUCCAAAGAAGUUUGGAUUUGAAAAUUUGAACUUUUGAAAUUAGCUCAGAACUUAAAAGGAUUUGAAUAGACUCAACCCUACUGAAUUUAGUCAUGGUAGGUAUGACUUAAUUUUAAACAUUAUUUUUAAUGAAGCUAUUCAACACUUCAUAGAAGUAACAAGUGACAACAUGCCAUUUUAGUUAGAUAAAUAAUUGUGAUUUGUAAAUUGAUUUUGUAUUUAGUUUAUCUAUGUUUACUCUGUAAAUUUUUGUAAGUGCCAAGCAAUUUCUUAUGAUUUUUGUUCAUGGUUUCUCCUGUGUGGGUGAAAUUAAAUGUUAAGUGCGUUCUCCCUCUCUUCAGGCGCAGAGGUCAUGGAGCUCUCUUAUAAAAGUUGCCAUGAGAAGUAGCAAAAUUCACGCUUAAUUUUUUUGUCAAAUGUAAGUUUAAUUGUUAAGUAAUUGUAUAUUACUUCGCUUCCAAAAGACUGAUCUUUUUAAUGGAGCUUUGACGAUGCAAAAUUUAUUAUUUCUAAACCUAUUGAAAGCUGUCACUGUUUUUCUCUGCUCCGCUUCAUUCAAUCUGAUAAACAUUCCUCAUAAGGUAUAUACACACAGCAUAACCUCCUCAACAUUGUUGAUUAGCAUCGAAAAUGAUUAAAAAAUAAGAUUUUACAGUCUGAAAUGUAAAAUAUCUAAAAGCAUUUUGUUAGGAAUAUUAAGCCAAUGCUAAUUUUAAUAACUGUUAUUGCAUGGUUGGAACUCUGGUAAUCAGGAAGCUAUCCUAACAGAUGAUCACAGUCAACAAUAUUGUGCAUACAGAUCAUAUGCUUGAUCACUCGUUAGUAGGUUGUCAUUCCCACCGAGAGAUAUGAUAAUCAGAUGCGUGUAUCAGAAAUAGCACUGCACUGCGCUCUUAAUGCCUUUCCCUACUUUUCACAUGGGCAGAGAAACAAAAUUUUGGCUCCCUCCUGUUUUCAAAACUCUGUGAGGAUUGCUCUCAACAAGGUUACAAACCAUAAAAUUUGCUUCAUGGCACACAUUUUAGCACAACACCAUCCACCCCAGAAGCAGGUAUUAAUUCAUUUUAAAGUUGAUCCAUUCCCUCAAGCUUAAGUAGCAAAAUUAAUCUUUUAUUAACCAUCCCUUAUUUGUCAAGAAAGGGAAAUAUGCUGGCUUCACAUCAUAACUUCAAUCCACCUCAGAGCAAGUCAUAAUGGUUUGAAAUAGUUUGUCGAACAUGAAUACCCUGGGGAGGGCAAGCAGUGCUUGCCUGUAACACACAGCUGUACACCUCUGCACUCAUUUCCUCUCAUAGUACUGAUGAAUUAACGAGAAUAGUCGUAAGAUCUGUCAUCAUAGCUUCAGAAAUCAGUUGACUUUGAACCUAUGCUAAUUGUCACACUCCAAUGUUUCCAUAGUUUACCUUCAAUGUCAAGCUUUAAGAUUGUUCGGAACAGCUAGGUUUGCUUAUUUAAGCAAACAAAAGUAACCUGUCGGAUUGGAAUCAAGUUAGUCUUGGAUUGAUUUCCUAUUUCUAUCAAAUGAGACUAUUCAAAGGUCAUCUAUAGUGUACCAAGAUAUUUAUCAGUUUAUCAGAUUUACCACACUUGUGAAAUUUCUCGGUUUUUCCUUAACAUUUGCCCGGUGAAUUUUUGCGAGUCAAUUUUUUCAUUUUUAUUCUUUUUUGUAAUGUGCAUUAUACUGAGAAAAUACUGUGUGCAAUCGAAUUCAGUACUGGCUAGACUUUCACUUGAAUGAAAUUGGUUCAGUUCUAAAGAACUUUGACCCCUGACUGAAUAAAUUUCUGCCUUGUUUUUUGGCUCUGUUAGUUAGCAUCCAAAUACUGAAUUACUCGCUCUAUUCGUUGACCCGAUUGAAUGCAGUUGGUUUCAGUUAUCCUUAAAUGUGAAAAAAAUGAUGAACUGUAAAAGUUGACAAGCUUCUGUGUUUUUUGUACUAAAAAAAAAAAAAAGAAAAACGACUCAUAUGUAGAUUCAGCCUGAUGUUGACUUGUUUUCCAUACUUAAUCAGUUAGGGUCUGAACUUUUUUUUUGUUGUCUUGCCUCUACCCUUCAAUCUAUUGUGUUCCAUUACAAACUUUCAUCAAAUCUUCUGCAAUAGAUGUUUUCUGCAUAUGCCAUAUUCCCGAUAUUGAAGGGAAAAAUAGAAAAAAGUUCUUCUACCCUGAAAGAAGCUACAUUUUAGAUUGAUUUCUUCUAAAUUUUGAAAUGUGUAAGUCUUUACAAUAUGAUCUUUCAUUAAAUCUUAAUGGAUUUACAUCGUCCCUUCGUGCUGGUUUAUACUUCAUGUAUCGUACAAUGAGUUGUUGCUUUUUGAAGACUGGUUACUUCCAACAUUCAUUUUCGUACCCAAUAACAUGCUCUCUGAACGCAUUACUUCCACUGAACUGAAAAGAGGAACUUGAUUUCCUUUGUGAGUCAUGUUAUUUUACUUGUUGUGAACAACCAUCAUCUGUUGUGUUCAUUUUAUUUAUAACUUUAUUAUUUACACAAUAUUUUUACUGUUUGGGGUAAAGAUUCUAAAGCUUUCAUUUUCCGUAAGCUCUUAGAUAGACUGAAGCACUAAAAGCAUUUGAAAAUUUCUUCUGAAAACAAAUAGGCUUAAGGAUCUUUCUCCAAGAUUCUCAACGCCCCUUUUGGACAGACCUGAAUUUUAAAAAAAAGUAAAGGAAAACAAAACAAAAAAGGAGAGUAAUAAUUUCUCCAAAAAAUCUAUUGCGUCAAAACAUGUAAAUCUUUUGCAAAGAGGCAGGAAAGAAUCCCUCUCUCUCUUCUUAAAAGGCUCUCUUUCUUAAUCCCUUUCUAAAUUGAUAUCAACGAAUUGUUGGAAAAAAAGUGGAUGAAAUAAAGGUCAAAGAAUAAACCUUUUUUUUUUUUUUUUUUACUGCAGUGGCCAACUUGUCAAAAACUAGAGCAACAGAAAAAAUGGCUUGUAAUUUCUGUGGGUUAAAGUAUGUUGAAUACUUGACUCAACGGUGUAUGUUUGAAUUAAUCCAUGAAUAUUGUUUGCUAAAGGCAAUGAGUGGGAGUGUUGGUCUCCUGAAUACAUUUUUGUGACUGAUUUUUAAUGACGGAUUAAUCAAUUUCUUUUUUUUUUAUAUUUAUACAUAUAAAAAAAAUGAUGAAAUUGUUAGCAUUGUAAAUGUAUGUAUAUCCUACCUCCUCUCAAUUUAUCAUCUAGUCAUGAAAAUAUUUUUAGAUCUGCUGCAGUCUUCGUUUUCUUUUGUUUCCCUGCUUUGUAGAAGUGCAAAGGAAAAUAGAGAUACUUUUGUAAAAACUUCGGAAUGUCAAGCCUGUGGUUUUAUUAGUUUUUGUUUAUGACAGAUUCAGUCUAAAAGAUUUCACAAAGGAAAAGUUAGUAAAGAGGAUUGAAAUUAUCUUUUCUUGUAAAAUUGUAAUCUUCUUAAUUAAAUAUGUAUUAUAAGACUUCCUUAAAACAUGUAUCAUAUUUGUAAAUAGUAGCAUAGUCAUAAUUUUAACGCUUGGAACAGCGUGAAAAGUUUAAUGUUGUUAAUACAGUUAAAUUUUUUAUAAUUUUUUUUCUUAUUCUCUCUGAAACGUCUCUUUAUUUUUAUUUCCGUUGAAUUACUUUCAGUCCUGAAUGAAAACCAAGGUAAUUUAUAUAAGAAAUGAACAAAUGAAUAAUUUCAGUUGAAAUGUGUAACUGAAAAUGGCAUUGUUAUCAAACUUCUAUUGUUCUUAGGUGUUACCCUGUGUAUCAUAUUUUGUCCCUUGCUCUUCAAAUUGUAUUAAAUAAGUUUUAUUUGUUGUACAAGUAAAAAUAAAUUAUGAAAAUUGAAUCGAUUUAUUACAAA